Molecule: messenger RNA, 1265 nt
Organism: Salvia hispanica
Lineage: Eukaryota; Viridiplantae; Streptophyta; Magnoliopsida; Lamiales; Lamiaceae
Product: flavonol synthase/flavanone 3-hydroxylase-like
Source: RefSeq, a predicted model, not a curated record
UACAACGAAAAAAAAAAGAAAAAAAAAAUGGAAAAUGUUGCAGACCUAAAACAAGAACUGCCUCCGGAGUUCAUCCGGCCGGAGGCGGAGCAGCCGCGCUUCACGACGUUCCAGGGGGCGGCGGCAGAGGUCCCGGUGGUGGAUUUUAGCGGCGCUGGCGACUCGGAAACCCUGGUGAAGGCGGUGGUUGAUGCGAGCAGCAAAUGGGGGCUUUUCCAGAUUGUGAAUCACAGCAUUUCUGCGGAAGUGAUUGAGGAUUUGCAGAGGGUUGGGCGGCAGUUCUUCGAGCUUUCGAACGAUGAGAAGCUGGCUUAUGCAAAGGAUCCGGAGAGCAAGAACAUCGAUGGGUAUGGGAGUAGGCUGAGGAAUGGUUGGGUUGAUCAUUUGUUCAACAAAAUAUGGCCUCCUACAGCUGUUGAUUAUCGUUUCUGGCCAAACAAUCCUUCUGAUUAUAGGAAAGCGACCGAAGAGUACGGAAAAAAUCUGCAUCAAGUGGUGGAGAAGCUGCUCGGGUGCCUGUCAUUAGGGCUAGGGCUAGCGCCGGACGAGUUGAAGAUAGCGGUGGGAGGCGAUGAGCUCGUAUACAACUUGAAGAUCAACUACUACCCACCGUGCCCCCGCCCGGACAUAGUCCUCGGGGUGCCCGCGCACACCGAUCUCUGCGCCCUAACAAUUUUGGUGCCGAAUCAAGUCCAAGGACUCCAAGUCCACCGAGACCAAUAUUGGUACGAUGUUGCAUACAUCCCUAAUGCAUUGAUCAUCCACAUUGGAGACCAAAUUGAGAUAUUGAGCAACGGAAAAUACAAAGCAGUGCUGCACAGAUCAGUAGUAAACAAGGAUGUUACAAGAAUGUCAUGGCCAGUUUUCAUGGAGCCACCUCCACAUCUUGAAAUUGGACCUUUUCCUAAGCUUCUAAAUCAAGAAAAUCAGUCCAAAUAUAAGACCAAGAAGUUUAGUGAUUAUGCCUAUUGCAAGCUCAAUAACAUACCUCAGUGACGUUAAUUAAUUAUUUACCCUCUUAUAUUUCCUUAAAUUAACUAUUAAUAACGAGGGUAAUCAACAAUAAACAUCCAUUGUACUAUAUGUGAAAAUAUUAGGAGAUUAGUUAGAUUUGUACGAACUUUCGGCUAUGUAUUUUGGCAUGGGUUGUAUUAAUUGAUAAAUAUUGCAGUUGUUGUUGGGAGUCUUUUUAUAAAUUGAAUAUCUAUUUUAUGCCCAUUUGUUAGAAUUAAAUAAAAUAUAGUACGAUUUUACUAAUAUUACUA